UUUUCAACUGCAUAAAAUGGGAGAAGUAAAAACAGUGAAAAUAGACAACUGGAAUGCAAUGGAUGGUGCUAAUUUGUUUACUGAUGGCGAGCGCGUACUCUGUUUCCACGGACCGCUCAUUUAUGAAGCCAAAGUACUCAAAACAAAAACCGAAAUUACGCCGGUUGAAUAUUACAUACACUAUGCGGGAUGGAGCAAGAACUGGGACGAAUGGGUACCUGAGAAUCGUGUGCUGAAAUACAAUGAUGAAAACAUCAAACGACAAAAGGAGCUGGCAAGACUGUGUGGCGAACGGCAGAAGAAGGAGAACAAAAAGCUAGUUAGUGCCAAAGCUAAGAGAAUGGAAAAUGAAUCGCGUGCUUCAACACCAUCCAAAGAUGGCAACACAUCGUUGUCCCUGACAGGCGGCAAUAGCAACAGCAGUGUUAGUAGCACGCCGACGCCAGUAGGUGUUGCUCCAAAUGCCAAGCAUGAAAGCGUCAGCACCAACAGCACAACAAGCAGUAGUACCUCAAUCACAACCAGUCGUGGUAAUCGCAAAUCUAUACAUACAGCACGUCCAACUACGCCACAAUCCGCAAGCAGUGACAAGAAAACCGAGAAUUCUACAACGCCGAUGGACACCACAGAAGAUGAGAUUACGAUGCCUUUGCCCACUAAAACAAAGCGUAUGAGCUCACAUACCAGUGAGCGGAGUGUGGAACAGUCGCGUGCCAGUUCAACGGGUGUUUCCAGCGAUUCAAGCGCACAAAGCCAACAGCAGCCACCAGCCGCAGCAGCAGCAGGAGCGACAGCUGUAAGUGGCAACGAUGCGCCGUGUGUGGAAAGCGAAGAAACAUAUAUAGCCAAGUUGGAGGUUAAAAUCAAAAUACCAGAUGAACUGAAGCAUUAUCUAACCGAUGACUGGUAUGCUGUGGUGCGCGAGCAUAAGCUUUUAGAGUUGCCCGCCAAAGUGACAGUACAGCAAAUAGUCGAUCAGUAUUUGGCGUAUAAGAAGUCGGUUAAGUCAACCAGCGCCAGCAAAGAGGUGGCUAUUAACGAUGUACUCGAUGGAGUUUUAGAGUACUUUAAUGUCAUGCUCGGGUCGCAACUUCUAUACAAAUUUGAGCGCACACAAUAUGCGGAUAUUAUGCAAAAGCAUCCAGAUACCUCACUAUCCGAGCUAUAUGGCUCAUUCCAUUUAUUGCGCUUGUUUGUGCGCAUGGGAUCCAUGCUAAGCUAUUCCUCAUUAGAUCAACCGGCUAUGCAGGCGUUAUUAGUGCAUCUGCAUGAUUUUCUCAAAUUUUUGGUCAAGAAUAGCGCCAUGUACUUUAGCAUGAAUAAUUUUAUCAAUGUGGACCCCGAGUACGUGCGCAAUGCACAGUAGACAACGCUGCAAAUUCAAAAUAAACUUUAUUUAAGUGCAGCUUAUAUAUGUAGAUUUAGCUAAAACAUACAUAAGAAACUUGUAUAAACUGAAUAAACGUUAU
Molecule: messenger RNA, 1469 nt
Organism: Drosophila busckii
Lineage: Eukaryota; Metazoa; Arthropoda; Insecta; Diptera; Drosophilidae
Gene: MRG15
Product: nuA4 complex subunit EAF3 homolog
Exons: 4
Coding region: 17-1366 (449 amino acids)
Biological process (GO): chromatin organization; regulation of DNA-templated transcription
Cellular component (GO): NuA4 histone acetyltransferase complex; nucleus
Source: RefSeq, a predicted model, not a curated record